AUGUCAGAUGCUGAGGAACCAACGACCACCGCUGAAGCACCAUUCGACAAUCCUGACGGCGAUAUCAUCCUCCGUUCAACUGUUGAUCAUGUCGACUUCCAUACUUUCAAAGUCAUUCUUUCCCUCAUGUCUCCCGUGUUCAAAGACAUGUUCACGCUACCUCAAAACAGUUCUCAGUCGGGCGUAUCGUCUGUACUUGUCAUUCCUGUAGCUGAGAGCGGCACAACCCUCGAAUCCCUUCUUCUGCUCUGCUAUCCUGCCGGAACACCAACCUUUGACAGCUUGGGUGAUGCAAAGGCUGUGAUGGAGGUAGCUAAGAAGUAUGAUAUGCAAGCGGCCUUCAACCGCGCAGCAGACCUCGUGAUUGCUCAGUUUCCAUCCGAUCGCGCUCUCGAGCUAUACGCUCUGUUUUGUCAAUUCGGAUUGCAGGAUCAUGCUCAGAUCGCAGCUACCCAGGCGCUCAAGAUCAAAGAUUUAGGACGACCCAGCCAUGUAUUUAAUGGUUUGCGGAACAUCACCGGAUUCGAUUACCACAGGCUUCUCGCAUACCAUCAGGAAUGCGGUGUCGCUGCCCGAGAAGCUGUGAAAUCUCGCUCCUAUAAUGCGCGAGAGUGGAUGUGCGGCAAAAAGACUUGCACAAUGGCAAAAACCCCCCCUGCAGCACGUGCCCCGGCGUGGUUUGAUGAAUAUCUGGACUUAAGUGGGAAGGAGUUGUUGACGAGACCUUGCGAGUCGACAUUAUUAGAGUCGGCAUCUUACAUCUGCGCUACCAUCAAAGCAAUGGAGUGCGCUAAAUCAAUCAGUUGCAAAGAUUGCAAAAGCGACUUGAAGGUCAUCCAGAGUAUGGACAAAUUCCGUGCUUUGUGUAUCCUACAUGUUCAAAUAGCGAUUAUGACGGAGUAUUUGGAGGAUUCUGAUUAA
Molecule: messenger RNA, 921 nt
Organism: Suillus subaureus
Lineage: Eukaryota; Fungi; Basidiomycota; Agaricomycetes; Boletales; Suillaceae
Exons: 2
Coding region: 1-921 (306 amino acids)
Molecular function (GO): protein binding
Source: RefSeq, a predicted model, not a curated record